AGGUUGACAUCACAAAAUUAAUUACUGGGCCUCUUCUUAUUAAACCACAUCGCACAUGGCACGUAUUAGGCAAGCAAUAAUAAUAUAUAUAAUAUAUAGCUACUAGCUAGCUAAGUGACUACUUACAAAUUAAAAGCCUCUCCCACCGGCAGCCAACCUAUCUCCCGGCCAUGACCCCAAACUACCCACCCUCCGACCAAGUGUCCGCCGCCGGCACCGCCGCCACAAAAGCCUUCCUCAUCCUCUUAUCCCUCCUCGUCUCCAUCGUCCUCACAAUAACCCUCAAGAGAAAACGAGCCGCCGCCUCCAACCUCCCGCCGCUCCCUCCCAGCCCGCCAUCAUGGCCGGUGAUCGGCAACCUCCCGGAGAUAAUAUUCCACACCAAACCCAUGUUCCGGUGGGUCCACGACGUGAUGAAGGACAUGAACACCGACAUCUGCCUCAUCCGCCUCCCCGCCGGCGGCCCCACCAUCGUCCCCGUCCUCGACCCGGCCAUCGCCAGGGAGAUGCUGAGGAAGCACGACGCCAGCUUCGCCGACCGCCCCGCUUCCUUCGGCAGCCACGUCAUCAGCGACGGCUACUUGACCACCGUGAUGUCGCCCACCUGCGACGACCAGUGGCGUAAAAUGCGGAAGGUGCUGACCUCCGAGAUCGUCUCCCCCGCAAGACACAAGUGGCUCCACACAAAGCGCGUGGAAGAAUCCGACAACCUCGUCUUCUACGUCCACAGCCGCUGCAUCUCCGGCAAGAGCGUCGACCUCAGGAUCGCCACGCAGCAUUACUGCGGCAACGUCAUGAGGAAGAUGCUCUUCGGCCGGAGAUUCUUCGGGGAGCCAACCUCGGAUGGUGGGCCCGGGCCAAUGGAAGUGAAACACGUGGAGGCAUUGUUCACCGGGUUGAAGUACCUGUACUUCUCCGGUGUAUCGGAUUACCUGCCGUGGCUGAGGGGAUGGGACGUCGAUGGAAAGGAGAAGAUUGUUAGGGAAGCGGAUAAGACCAUCAAAGCUCUCCAAAACCCUAUUAUUGACGAGAGGAUUCGACAGUGGAGAAGUGGAGAGAGGAAGGAGAUCGAUGACCUCAUUGAUGUACUCGUCACUCUCAAGGAUGACGUCGAUAGGAAACCCUUGCUUACACCCCAAGAAAUCAAGAGCCAGGCUGCGGUAACAAUUAAUUAAAAAAACUAUACAUAACGAAUUAAUGAUGGCGGUGAUAGACAACCCAUCCAAUGCGGUGGAGUGGACGAUGGCCGAGCUAAUCAACCAGCCAGACCUCAUGGCGAAGGCCGUGGAGGAAAUCGAUCGAGUUGUUGGGAAAGAAUCGCGAUUGGUUCAGGAAUCUGACUUCGGAAGUCUGCACUAUGUGAAGGCAUGUGUUAGGGAGGCGUUCCGGCUACAUCCAGUAUAUCCAUAACGUUCCCCACGUGUCUACUUGUGAUACGGUCGUGGCUGGCUACCUUAUCCCUAAGGGUAGUCACGCCCUGCUCAGCCGGUACGGGCUUGGCAGGAACCCGGAGGUAUGGACCGAUCCACUCAAGUUCGACCCAGAUCGCCACCUUGAUGGCACCGGUGAUCAUAACAGUGUGGUUCUCGCCGAGCACGAUCUUAGGUUCAUAUCAUUUAGCACUGGACGGCGUGGUUGUGUGGCGGCGGUGCUUGGGACUUGCAUGACCACCAUGUUGCUAGCCAGGUUGCUUCAGUGCUUCACGUGGGCUCCAUUGGAGGAUGGGAAGGGCGUCAUUGAUCUUGCUGAAGCUAAGGAUGAGCUCUUUCUAGCCACGCCCCUCGUAGCGUUUCCUAAACCUCGUUUGGCUCCCCACCUAUACCCCAAAACAAAUUAAGAACCCGUUUGUGUUAGGAAUAUUUAUGCGUGACACAUCCUUGCGCAGAGACCAUGUUCAUCUUCUUUGUAUUAUUCCAAUUUUAUCAAAUGUCUUCGAAACAGUGUUAGGAUAUUUAGUUCCUGUUAG
Linum tenue is the source of this 1966-nucleotide messenger RNA. Lineage: Eukaryota; Viridiplantae; Streptophyta; Magnoliopsida; Malpighiales; Linaceae. The record is from the annotation of a GenBank genome assembly.